Messenger RNA from Plectropomus leopardus (leopard coralgrouper), 276 nucleotides. The record is from RefSeq and is a predicted model, not a curated record. Lineage: Eukaryota; Metazoa; Chordata; Actinopteri; Perciformes; Serranidae.
UCUGAACACCAUCCUGGGUUACCUGCCCAAACAGAGGCGGACAGGUCUGUUUUCAGCCACGCAGACUCAGGAGCUGGAGAAGCUGGUUCGAGCCGGUCUCAGGAACCCGGUACGCAUCACCGUCAAAGAGAAAGGCGUCGCUGCCUCCGCCGCCGCCCAGAAAACUCCCUCCAGACUCUCCAACUACUACACUAUCUGCAGGUCAGAGAAUAAGUUUAACAACCUGGUGGCGUUUUUAAGACAACGCAAGCAAGAGAAGCAUCUCGUCUUCUUCAG